GGCAGUAGCAAGCUACCUGACAAUCGGUUCGACCACGUGGAGUCACAUGCUUCGUAUUGGCUAAAAUUAGCUCGCGUCUGGAGCCUUUUCCGCAAACAUCCUGAACGCGUUCAACCGUGUCAAGAUGUUCUGCAGUUGCACCUCCACCAUCCCCUGCAAACCAUCAUGAUACUCAGGGCAAUCACAGUCGCAAGCCUGCUCGGCGUGGCCGCACGGGUCAGCGCAGACGUCGCUCCAGACAUCACCACCCUGGCCGUAGGCUACAACUACAUCGCCAAGCUCCCCUGCGUAGACUGCCCAUACCUAUACCAGGAUACCUCAAACGGCGAAAACGGACCGUGGACAGAUCGCAUCGAUAACAAUGCCUUGCUCUUGAACAUAUCGCUACCAUUGGACGCGACCCAUCUGUCCAUUAACAACGCACCCCUGCUCUCCGGCUCGUCCUUCCUCCCCCGGAUCUACGCUUCGCAAGUGCUCCAGGACUACUCCACCGAAGAUCUCCACGCAAAGAUAUCAGACAGUGAACUGGACACCGCAGGUCCUUCUCUCGGCCUCUCGUACGGCACCUCGCUACACCAGAUCAAAAACUCCACCGCGCUAGUGUACCGCUUCAACAUUUUCAGCCUGUAUUUCGCCCGGACCAGUCCAGCAACACGCAUCUCGCUUUCCAACUCACACCAGAAAGUGCUCGAGAUCAUCUUCCUCCCUCACCCGCUACACAGCGUUGGCGACUCAGGCCCAGGCUGGGAGAUCGUUCAUAUCCGACUGAGUGAGCGAGACAAGAAGGGGAGCAGGAGGAGAAUGAAAACGAUGAUGUUUGAGGAUUGGGAUGAGUUUGGACGGAAGGGGAGUCCAUUGCAUCUCGUCUCCAGCUCCUCGAGCGGGGUCGCGAAGUAUGCCGCUUCCGGAAUCUGGAGUCUGAGUAUCACGAUCCUAGGGUUCAUGGUUGCGUUUGUCGUGAUAGUGCUUGGGGUUGUGUAUAUCAUGGAGUGGUACUCCGGAGAGUAUGAUAAAGCCCAGAGUGGGAAGAAUCGGAGGAGUGCGAGUAAAGGAAGUGGUAACUGGACCGAUGUGGAGGCGGCGAAGGAGAGGAUUUUGAGUGUGAGUGAACUAGGGAUGAGGGCCGGUGGGAGUGUUGUUGGGGUAGGGAAAAGUGACUGAUGAGAGAAAGAAAUUAGAGUAAGAAUGGGGA
Messenger RNA from Didymella exigua CBS 183.55, 1192 nucleotides. RefSeq lists its product as uncharacterized. The annotation marks the transcript as partial. NCBI's taxonomy places the organism in Eukaryota, Fungi, Ascomycota, Dothideomycetes, Pleosporales, Didymellaceae. The record is from RefSeq and is a predicted model, not a curated record. The transcript has a single exon.